GGCCGGCUGGAGGCGCUGGUUGGGCGGCGGGGAGCGGGGUGUGAUGCGGCAAUGCGGUUCUGAGGCCGUUACUCUGGCUCCUACGGAGAGGGCGGAGAAGGAGGCUGUAACGCGGCGGUGAUUUUCUGCCAGGGCUUCCCUGAGGCGCACUGAAAAGGCUGAGGCUGGCGGGGCUCGGGAAACUGGGGGGUUAGGGACACACAUUCAAGCCCCCACCCCCUGGGAGGGGAAGGGGGCAGGCGGCGAGGCUCGGGGUCGGUGGAGGGAUGGUGUGCGGUCGGUGGGAAGGGGCGAGCCCUGCCUGUCGUUGGUGAGGGGCUGCGGGCAGGGGAGGCUCCGCGGGUCAAAGCAGCUCCAUGCCCACUGGUGGGUGAAACGUGUGGAGCGGAACGCGGAGGUCAAGUCUGACGGCCGCUCGCAACCCUUAACGUGGUAUCUAACGUGGGAUUUCGUUUAGCCCACGGUGGAUUAAUUCAUUGGGGGCAGCCUCGCUGGUCUGGCUCCUCCAGGAGCUGGGCAACCUUGACGGGCUUUUUGUCUUGCUGCUCCAACCCCUUCUCCCUUCCUCCUCCUCCUCCUCCAGAUGCCUUUUCUCUGCCCCUCCUCGCCCGGUACAGACAUUUUCAGGGCAGGCUGCUGCUCGUGGCUGCUGUCGGAGCCACUUCUCGGGAUUUCGGCUCGUUUCCCUCUGGGGUGUUUUUUGAGGAGGGAGCGUUUUUCUCCCCUCCACGAUGGGAUUUUCUUCCAGUGCCAAAAUGGACUUUCAUUGAUUUCUACUUACUUCUUCGACGUUUAGUGACCAAUUCCCUAGGGUUAUUUUUGUGGUAGUUCCUUUUUUCAAGUACAUUCUCUGUAAAAUGGAGAACGAGAUUUUUACUCCCCUUCUGGAGCAGUUCAUGACCAGCCCUUUGGUCACUUGGGUUAAAACGUUUGGACCUCUGGCUGCAGGAAAUGGGACCAACCUGGAUGAAUAUGUGGCUUUGGUGGAUGGGGUGUUCUUGAACCAAGUCAUGCUCCAAAUUAAUCCUAAAUCGGAGAGUCAGAGAGUAAAUAAAAAAGUCAACAAUGAUGCCUCACUUAGAAUUCAUAAUCUAUCCAUUUUGGUGAGACAGAUAAAAUUUUAUUACCAGGAGACUUUGCAGCAGUUGAUCAUGAUGUCAUUGCCAAAUGUCUUAAUCAUUGGCAAAAAUCCCUUUUCUGAACAAGGCACAGAAGAAGUUAAAAAGUUGCUUUUACUUUUACUGGGUUGUGCAGUUCAGUGUCAGAAAAAAGAAGAAUUUAUUGAAAGAAUUCAAAGUUUAGAUUUUGAUACAAAAGCAGCAGUUGCCGCACAUAUUCAAGAGGUAACCCAUAAUCAGGAAAAUGUGUUUGAUCUACAAUGGAUGGAAGUGACUGACAUGUCUCAGGAGGAAAUAGAACCACUCUUGAAAAACAUGGUAUUGCAUCUAAAAAGACUUAUAGAUGAGAGAGAUGAACAUUCGGAGACUAUCGUUGAACUCUCUGAAGAGCGGGAUGGUCUUCAUUUUCCACCCCAUGCCUCUUCAUCUGCACAGUCACCUUGUGGUUCUCCAGGCAUGAAGCGAACAGAAAGUCGACAACAUCUGUCAGUGGAACUGGCAGAUGCUAAGGCCAAGAUAAGAAGGCUUAGGCAGGAAUUGGAGGAAAAGACUGAACAGUUGUUGGACUGUAAACAAGAACUUGAGCAAAUGGAAAUAGAACUAAAAAGGCUGCAACAAGAGAACAUGAAUUUGCUUUCGGAUGCUCGUUCUGCAAGAAUGUAUCGAGAUGAAUUAGAUGCGCUUCGGGAGAAGGCCGUCAGAGUUGAUAAGCUUGAAAGUGAAGUUAGCAGAUACAAAGAGAGGCUACAUGAUAUUGAAUUUUAUAAGGCAAGAGUUGAGGAAUUAAAAGAAGACAAUCAAGUUUUAUUAGAAACAAAAACCAUGUUGGAAGACCAAUUAGAAGGAACUCGAGCUCGUUCUGAUAAAUUACAUGAAUUAGAAAAAGAAAAUUUACAACUGAAGGCUAAACUGCAUGAUAUGGAAAUGGAGCGUGAUAUGGAUAGAAAAAAGAUUGAAGAAUUAAUGGAAGAAAAUAUGACUUUGGAAAUGGCACAGAAACAAAGUAUGGACGAAUCAUUACAUCUUGGCUGGGAGCUGGAACAAAUAUCCAGAACUAGUGAAAUUUCUGAAGCACCACAAAAAUCCUUGGGCCAUGAGGUAAAUGAAUUGACAUCAAGUAGGUUGUUGAAGUUGGAGAUGGAAAAUCAGAGUUUGACAAAAACUGUAGAAGAGCUUCGGAGUACUAUGGAUUCUGCAGAAGGCACCACUUCCAAGAUCCUGAAAAUUGAAAAAGAAAAUCAAAGACUAAGUAAGAAGGUUGAAAUUCUUGAAAAUGAGAUUAUUCAAGAAAAGCAAAGUCUUCAGAAUUGUCAGAAUUUAAGCAAGGAUCUAAUGAAGGAGAAAGCUCAGCUUGAAAAAACAAUUGAAACACUUAGAGAAAAUUCAGAGAGACAGAUUAAAAUAUUGGAACAGGAAAAUGAACAUCUGAAUCAAACUGUGUCCUCCUUAAGGCAGCGCUCCCAGAUAAGUGCUGAAGCAAGGGUGAAAGACAUUGAAAAAGAAAAUAAAAUUCUCCAUGAAUCUAUCAAGGAAACCAGUAGCAAGCUAAGCAAGAUUGAAUUUGAAAAAAGGCAAAUCAGAAAAGAGUUGGAACAUUAUAAAGAAAAAGGAGAACGAGCAGAAGAACUUGAAAAUGAGUUACAUCAUCUUGAAAAAGAAAAUGAAUUGUUACAGAAAAAGAUAACCAAUUUAAAAAUUACUUGUGAAAAAAUUGAGGCCUUAGAACAAGAAAAUUCAGAGCUAGAAAGAGAAAAUAGGAAAUUUAAAAAAACAUUGGAUAGCUUUAAAAACCUUACUUUUCAGUUAGAAUCCCUAGAGAAAGAGAAUUCCCAGCUUGAUGAGGAAAACUUAGAACUGCGAAGGAAUGUAGAAUCUUUGAAGUGUGCAAGCAUGAAAAUGGCUCAGCUACAACUAGAAAACAAAGAACUGGAAAGUGAAAAAGAACAACUUAAGAAAGGUUUAGAGCUCAUGAAAGCAUCUUUCAAGAAAACAGAACGCUUAGAGGUUAGCUACCAGGGUUUAGAUACAGAAAAUCAAAGGCUACAGAAAGCUCUAGAAAACAGCAAUAAAAAAAUUCAGCAGUUGGAAAGUGAACUACAAGACUUAGAGAUGGAAAAUCAAACAUUGCAAAAAAACCUAGAAGAGUUAAAAAUAUCUAGCAAAAGACUAGAACAGCUAGAAAAAGAAAACAAAUCAUUAGAACAAGAGACUUCUCAACUGGAAAAGGAUAAGAAACAACUGGAGAAGGAAAAUAAGAGACUCCGACAACAAGCAGAAAUAAAAGAUACCACAUUAGAAGAAAAUAAUGUGAAAAUUGGAAAUUUGGAAAAAGAAAACAAAACACUUUUCAAAGAGAUUGGUAUUUAUAAAGAAUCCUGCAUUCGUCUGAAAGAAUUAGAGAAAGAAAAUAAGGAGCUCGUGAAAAGAGCAACUAUUGAUAUAAAAACUUUAGUUACAUUACGAGAGGAUUUGGUGAGUGAAAAACUGAAGACUCAACAAAUGAAUAAUGAUCUUGAAAAAUUAACUCAUGAGCUUGAGAAGAUAGGGUUAAAUAAAGAGCGCCUCUUACAUGAUGAGCAGAGUACUGAUGACAGAUACAAACUUUUGGAAUCAAAAUUAGAAUCCACUCUAAAGAAGUCCCUUGAAAUAAAAGAAGAAAAAAUCGCUGCAUUAGAAGCUCGAUUAGAAGAGUCCACAAAUUAUAACCAGCAGUUGCGCCAAGAACUUAAAACAGUGAAAAAGAAUUAUGAAGCUCUCAAGCAGAGACAAGAUGAGGAAAGGAUGGUACAGAGCUCUCCUCCAAUUUCUGGUGAAGAUAACAAAUGGGAGCGAGAAAGUCAAGAAACAACCAGAGAGCUUCUGAAAGUUAAAGACAGAUUAAUUGAAGUUGAAAGAAAUAAUGCUACACUGCAAGCAGAGAAGCAAGCAUUGAAAACUCAACUGAAGCAACUUGAGACACAGAACAAUAAUUUGCAGGCUCAGAUUCUUGCACUUCAGAGGCAGACAGUAUCAUUACAGGAGCAGAAUACCACUCUUCAAACACAGAAUGCCAAGCUUCAGGUUGAAAAUUCCACUCUUAAUUCCCAAAGUACCUCACUUAUGAACCAGAAUGCACAACUCCUAAUCCAGCAGUCUUCCUUAGAAAAUGAAAAUGAAUCUGUAAUCAAAGAGCGAGAAGACCUGAAAUCUCUCUAUGAUUCUCUGAUCAAAGAUCAUGAAAAGCUGGAACUUCUGCAUGAACGACAGGCUUCAGAGUAUGAGUCUCUCAUUGCUAAACAUGGAACUCUAAAGUCUGCCCACAAAAAUCUUGAGGUGGAACAUAAAGACCUUGAAGAUCGUUACAAUCAGUUACUGAAACAGAAAGGACAAUUGGAAGAUUUGGAAAAAACACUGAAAGUAGAACAGGAAAAAAUGCUGCUUAAAAACAAAAACCAUGAAACUGUAGCUGCAGAAUACAAGAAACUUUGUGGUGAAAAUGAUAGGUUGAAUCAUACAUAUAAUCAGCUUUUAAAAGAGACUGAAGUUUUACAAACUGACCAUAAAAACUUGAAAAGUCUUCUAAAUAGUUCCAGACUGGAACAAACAAGAUUAGAAGCUGAAUUUUCAAAGUUAAAGGAACAAUACCAACAACUGGACAUCACCUCCACCAAGCUAAAUAACCAGUGUGAGUUGCUAAGCCAACUUAAAGGAAAUUUAGAAGAGGAAAAUCGACAUCUACUAGAUCAAAUUCAGACAUUAAUGCUACAGAACAGAACACUAUUGGAGCAGAAUAUGGAAAGCAAGGAUCUUUUUCAUGUUGAACAAAGACAGUACAUUGAUAAGUUAAAUGAAUUAAGACGACAAAAGGAGAAAUUAGAAGAGAAAAUUAUGGAUCAAUACAAAUUUUAUGACCCAUCUCCUCCUAGAAGGAGAGGCAACUGGAUUACUCUAAAAAUGAGAAAAUUGAUAAAGUCUAAGAAAGACAUUAAUCGGGAGCGUCAGAAAUCACUAACAUUAACACCAACCCGGUCAGACUCCAGUGAAGGAUUUCUUCAACUCCCCCAUCAAGAUAGUCAAGAUAGUUCUUCAGUAGGUUCAAACUCUUUAGAAGAUGGCCAAACUCUGGGGACCAAGAAAAGCAGCAUGGUUGCACUGAAAAGACUGCCCUUUUUGAGGAACAGACCGAAGGAUAAAGACAAAAUGAAGGCCUGCUACCGUCGUUCCAUGUCCAUGAAUGACCUGGUGCAGUCCAUGGUCCUAGCAGGAGGACAGUGGACAGGUAGUACUGAGAAUUUGGAGGUUCCUGAUGAUAUUUCAACGGGUAAAAGGAGAAAAGAAUUGGGAGCUAUGGCCUUCUCUACUACAGCCAUCAACUUUUCAACUGUCAACUCUUCUACAGGCUUCAGAUCCAAGCAGUUGGUUAAUAAUAAAGAUACUACAUCCUUUGAAGACGUAAGUCCACAAGGUAUUAGUGAUGAUUCUAGUACGGGAUCAAGAGUUCAUGGAAUACAGGACAUUAACUGUGCAGAUGCUCAUAUUCCUCCUGUUCGUGGCAUCUCUGCAAUGUGCAGGGUUCCUUGUCUGAUCUGUUCUUCGAGACCAGCCAGCCUUGAUAGUGGCAGAACAUCCACUAGCAAUAGCAAUAAUAAUGCUUCACUCCAUGAAGUCAAAGCAGGUGCAGUUAAUAUCCAAAGCAGGCCACAAAGCCACAGCAGUGGAGAAUUUAGCCUGCUUCAUGAGCAUGAGGCGUGGUCCAGCAGUGGUAGCAGUCCAAUCCAAUACUUGAAAAGACAGCCCAAAUCAAGUCCAGUGCUCCAGCACAAAACACUAGAGAGUCGAGCACAUCACAAGGUCAAAACUGGUUCCCCUGGAAGUGAAGUUGUUACUCUACAACAGUUUUUGGAAGAAAGCAACAAGCUUACCUCAAUACAGAUAAAGCCCUCAAGUCAAGAGAAUCUUUUAGAUGAAGUAAUGAAAAGUUUGUCUGUCUCUUCUGACUUUUUGGGAAAAAACAAACCAGUUAGCUGUGGUCUGGCCAGGUCAGUAAGUGGAAAAACUCCAGGAGACUUCUAUGAUAGACGGACAACUAAGCCUGAACAAUUUGUGAGACCUGGUCCUCAAAAGACUGAAGAUACCUAUUUCGUUAGUUCUUCAGGAAAGCCUACACUAGGCACUCAAGGAAAGAUAAAAGUAGUAAAAGAAACUUCUCUGUCACGACAAUCAAAAGAUAGUAAUCCCUAUGCCACUUUACCUCGUGCAAGCAGUGUGAUCUCUACUGCUGAAGGAACUACCCGAAGGACAAGCAUCCAUGACUUUUUGACCAAGGACAGUAGACUACAUAUGUCAGUUGAUUCACCACCAGCUACUGCUGAUAGCAGCAUCACUGCAACAUCUAAUGUGGACAAAGUACAAGAAAGCAGAAAUUCAAAAAGCAGGUCUAGGGAGCAACAAAGCUCCUAAUUCUAUUACCCACUACAUGACAUGUGGGCCAAGUGAGAGAAAAGUGUCCUUCAGUUUCUCAGUGUGAAGCCUUUAUUUCUGAAGUAACAAGACACCCAACUAUAGGAAUCACUUUUUAAAAUCUUUAAGACUUUAACAAUCCUUCGUGACUAGAGCAGGAAAGAAAUACAAACCUUCAUUCCUUCCUUGAAUCAAGGAGCACUACUGGAGUCAACUGCCAAAAUUUUUAGAAGGUUUUGUGACUUACCGUACAUUGUACUGUUAAGAUCUACUGAAUAAAGGAUGUUCUCUCACUAAGGACCAAGUGUUUUAAGGUUUCAAGAAGUACUCCAAGAACAAUAUACUUCUUUCAUCAUUUGUUUAUGAAUUUAUCCAUGUUUGCUUAAUGCUUCUGCUAAGUAUUAGUCUAAAUCUAGCCAUUUAUAUUUAGUUGUGUAAACCUAAAUUAAAUGCUGUAGUAUGUUGUGGGAUGUACUAUAUAUCAAGAUACAGAGAACAUUGUUUUGGCAUGUCAGAGCCUUAUUUGGUUAGCAGACUGCAUGUGUUGGUAUUCUUUUUUUUUUUAAGCCAAUUAUUUUGAUGCACUGCAAAAUAAAUUCAGUUUAUGAGAUAACUCUGAAAAAUCCAUAAGAUAGGAGUUAUAAAAAAUUUACAGUGAUAUUAAUCUUUCCGUAUUCCCCACUAGCAACACUAAGCAAUUCACACAUGGAUCUAAGGUAAUUAAAGUGUGUUUUUCUGAAACUUUUUUUUAGUAAGGUGGUUUUCUAGCAAAUGGCAUUCCCAAGAUAAAGCUGUUGUGUUUGAACUCAUUUCCCUCCUUUAGUACUGGGUUAUGUAUGUGUUUGUUUUUUAACUUGAGAGCUGACUGUUGCUUAAGAAGUUUUCUUAUGGCAAAAAUAAUGUAAAUAAUUUACUAUGAUCUGCAUUUUGCCAGGAACUCAUUUAUUAUUAAGGUUAUCACUUAUUAAUAAAAAUUUUUCUGUUUUUGUCCU
Molecule: messenger RNA, 7549 nt
Organism: Balaenoptera musculus (blue whale)
Lineage: Eukaryota; Metazoa; Chordata; Mammalia; Artiodactyla; Balaenopteridae
Gene: CCDC88A
Product: coiled-coil domain containing 88A
Exons: 34
Coding region: 858-6557 (1899 amino acids)
Biological process (GO): cytoplasmic microtubule organization; cytoskeleton-dependent intracellular transport
Cellular component (GO): cytoplasm; centrosome
Molecular function (GO): dynein light intermediate chain binding; microtubule binding
Source: RefSeq, a predicted model, not a curated record